ACUUAGCAAUUCAUACACUCAAACUCUGCUCUGUUGCUGUGGUAACCCAGUGCAACCCAGAAUGUCCAGCAGCAUGCGGGGAUGCGCUAACUCAAGACAUGGACCAAGCACCCAUGGAUCACAUUACACCACCAACACACAUACAAAUCUUUGAACUGAGAAUUAAGCUUGUUCUCUAAAAUGCAGACCAAAUGAAAUUGCCCUCUGUCCCUGUUUACUGGGGUUGCCUCAUUCCAUUCAAACCCGCCAGCAGAAAUCUCUUCCUAGAAUCACCUGACUGGAAGGGCAAAGGCAAGUGGGUUGCUCCUCUUCAGCUCCUGGGCAUCUCCUUCUGUUUUAUUUCUGCCAUCUGAACCGCCGGCCCUACUUGGUCCCCUUCUUUCCGUUCCCCUUAGCCAAGCUCGCUGCUGAUGUUGAUCCUGGCUUUUGGAUGAGUCAAAAGACUUCCUGUGUAAUGUAAUACCUGCGAUAAAAGUUUGUGACCACCUAACAGACAUGCUUUUGUCUCUCUCUUGGCUCCAGCUUCGUCUCAGGAAAGCUGGCCUCUCUUAUAUCUCCGCUGCCUUUAUCUCUCUCCUUUUCCCUGCCAGCCACUCCCUGGCUUUGGCGUUUUUAAUCUACGUGCAGCAUACGUUUACACAAUAUACUGAAGCUGUUUGCCCCCCUGGAGGCUGGCCAGAGAUAUUCAGGUGGCUGUGGGCCAGGGAAUACAAAACACCAAACUUCUUUCACAGGCUCCUUUUCCAAAGAGCUUGGAACUGUGCCCGAUGAGAGAGUUAAGGUGGAAUUGUUCUCUUUGCCCAGUGGCUUUUAAGCAGAGGGAAUAAACUUUGCUUGUGCUGGCUAUGGACCCUACAGACAUUUCACAUAGAAGCUAAUACUCCUCAGGAAGGCAAGUGGGUGGACCUGCAACCCUACAAGUAUUGUUGGAAGGCUGCAGGAUCCCUCUCUCUGAUGUUGUUGUUGUUUAGUCGUUUAGUCGUGUCCGACUCUUCGUGACCCCAUGGACCAUAGCACGCCAGGCACUCCUGUCUUUCACUGCCUCCCGCAGUUUGGUCAAACUCAUGUUGGUAGCUUCUCUCGAAGCUCUCUGAUGUAAGGCACCCCAAAGUUUGAGCCAGGAGUUAACCCAGAAUUGUGCUUGCUCAGGACCAUCUUUUUAGGCUGUGAAGGAAAUCUGGGUGUUCAGCCUCAGGCUCUGCCCUGGGUAAGCAGCAUGUCCAGCCCAAGUACAAGUAGGAAGAGCCUGGUCAUGCUGCGUUGGCCAAGCUAGUCCCCUUGCCGAACUGCAAGGAAGCCUAAUUUCCCUUGUUUUGCUCUCAGUCUCCAAUUCCUUCCUCUUCAUAUAUUGCCUUUUGAAUUUUAGAUUGUAAGUGUCUUGGGGCAGCUCCGAACCCUGCAGCUAUCUUUUCAUGCAAACAGCUUCCCAUGACAAAAGGGACAGCUGACAUUAAAAAACAAACAAACAAAAAACAACCCUGCUACUUUUUAUAUGCAAGUACCCCUCAAGGUCUGGGGAAUUUUUUUAAUAAUUUAUUUUAAAUAAAGAAGAGCCCAUUAGAGCCAAAAAUGUAACCUCUGCAUUGCUUACGAGGGUGAGCUUCUGUGUGCUUCGCUUGCCCCCACCCUCUAGGACUCCCCAGCGCUUCUGCCACCUCUGAUUUUCCUUCCCUUUUAAUCGAUGUAAACAGCUAGAAGAUCGUUGCUGGGGAGGUGAUGGCGUGUUGCAGUUCUGACCUUUCUAAAGUGCUGUUUGCAGUCGCUGAGCGCCUCUCCCACUGGUGUGUGUCAGUUCUUUACCUUCUGCCGGCUGCGCUGCAGAAAUUCUGCAGCCUCGCUUGCUUGCUUGCUAUGUCUCCAGGGACCACGACAUGUGCUUCCUCUGAUACAUGGCCUGAAUUAACCUUCUCGCAAACGGUUUCUAAGUAACGGCAGUGGCACGUAGCGAGGACUGGCUGCGAAGCACACCAAGGCUCACACGAGCCUUUUGAAGCGGAGUGGGAUCCGCAGAGUUUCCCCUCCCUCACACAAGGUGGGGUGGGGUGCAGAAGAAACCAGGCAAUGCGGAAGAAGUUGAUCUUAUACUUCAAGAGGAGAAAUCAUGCUCGCAAGCAGUGGGAACAGAAAUUUUGCCAGCGCUAUGACCAGCUUAUGGAAGCCUGGGAAAAGAAAGUGGAGCGCAUAGAAAACAACCCCCGGCGCCGAGCAAAGGAAAGCAAAGUACGUGAAUAUUAUGAGAAGCAGUUCCCAGAGAUCAGGAAACAGAGGGAACUCCAAGAGCGCAUGCAGAGCAGAGUAGGACAGAGGGGCAGUGGCCUCUCCAUGUCUGCGGCACGCAGCGAACACGAGGUGUCAGAAAUUAUUGAUGGGCUCUCGGAACAAGAGAAUCUGGAGAAACAGAUGCGACAGCUUGCCGUCAUCCCUCCCAUGCUGUAUGAUGCUGAGCAGCAACGCAUCAAGUUCAUUAACAUGAAUGGCCUCAUGGAUGACCCCAUGAAGGUGUACAAAGAUCGGCAGGUGAUGAACAUGUGGAGCGAGCAGGAGAAAGAAACAUUCCGAGAAAAGUUCAUGCAGCAUCCAAAGAAUUUUGGCCUCAUCGCUUCCUUUCUGGAACGGAAAACGGUGGCUGACUGCGUCCUCUACUAUUACCUGACCAAGAAGAAUGAGAACUAUAAGAACCUGGUUAGAAGGAACUACCGGAGGCGUGGAAAGAACCAGCAGCAACAGCAGCAGCAACAGCAACAACAGAUGCCCCGUAGCAGCCAAGACGAGAAAGAUGAAAAAGAAAAGGAGAAAGACACAGAGAAGGAGGAAGAGAAGCCAGAAGCAGAAAACGACAAAGAGGAACUGACAAAGGAGAAGAACGAGGAUACGUCUGGUGAGGACAAUGACGAGAAAGAAGCCGUUGCUUCGAAAGGGCGCAAAACCGCCAACAGCCAGGGCCGGCGCAAGGGCCGCAUCACCCGCUCCAUGGCCAGCGAAGCCAACAGCGAGGAAGUGGUUGCUCCCCAGCAGAAUGCAGAACUGGCCUCUCUGGAGAUGAAUGAAAGUUCUCGUUGGACAGAGGAGGAGAUGGAAACGGCUAAAAAAGGUCUCCUUGAACAUGGGCGUAACUGGUCAGCCAUUUCCAGGAUGGUGGGAUCCAAGAGUGUCUCCCAGUGUAAAAAUUUCUACUUCAACUACAAGAAGAGACAGAACCUGGAUGAGAUCCUGCAGCAGCACAAACUGAAAAUGGAGAAAGAAAGGAAUGCAAGGAGAAAGAAGAAAAAAGCCCCCACUGUCCAAAACGAGGAAACGGCCUUCCCUCCAGCAGCCGAAGACGAGGAGAUGGGGCAAGAUGGGUCAGGCACCAGUGGCAAUGAAGAGGAGAUGGCUGAAGAUGCAGAAGUUGCAGUAAAUAAUAGCUCAGACACAGAGAGCCUCCCUUCUCCAAGACCAGAAGCCAAAGAGAGCACAGAGAAUGGACCCAAACCAGCCCCAGACACCAGAAGCAAUGCUGGAGAAGAACCGGCUGUUAAGAUGGAGGAAACCGCUAGUUCCCCAGAAGCAAACCCUGCCACCAUCCAAGUAAUGGAGGAGGAGGCCCCCGAAGCAACUUCCACUGAAGAGAAGCCACAAGAGGAGCAAACAGUUGAUGUGGUGAAAACGGAAGAGGCAGAGGAAAAGCCCAAGAGCCCAGAACCCAGCAGGGGUGAAAUAAAAAUGGAGGCGGGAGAGGUCUACCAGGAUAAGGACAGUGACCAGAUAACAGAAAACAGCAACAGCAGUGGCAGCAACAGCACCAGUGUUGUGACAGGGGCUGAGGGAGCACCCAAAGCAGAAAAGAAGGAGAACCACAAAGCUGGGAAGGGUGCAAAUCCUGACAGCGACUCCAGUGCCACGUGCAGUGCCGAUGAGAUGGACGAGCAGGAUGCUGGUGACAAAAACAAGCUGAUCUCUUCCCGGCCCAGCCUCCUCAACGCAACCAAUGACACCCGGCUCAGUUCCUCGCCUCAGAAGCCGCUGGACUUGAAACAGCUGAAGCAAAGAGCUGCUGCCAUCCCGCCCAUUAUUUCAGAAGGUUUACAGGAGGGAGUGCUGCAGAGCGGAAGCCUGAAGUCUCAGGUGCCUCAUCACGCUUUGGCCCUUUACCAGCAGCAAAUCACCAUGGUCCACGAAUCUGCCCACGAGGACUCUGCACAGAGUAAGCAGCUGCAGCAAGCUGAAAAGGAUCCCCCGCUGAGCAGCAGUCCCAGGGCCCAGAGCAGGAGCCCAGCUGUUGUUGAUAAAGAAGAGAAACCAGUGCAUUUCACCUCCCUCUCCGAGGGGCCAAAGCUGGUUGGAGAGCCCUCCGUCACGACCGGCUGGCCUCCGGUGCUUCCCUACCAAGUUUCAAGGGAUCUGAUCCGAACCUCUCCACACACUGAGCCUCACAUGUUUCAGUAUAAUCCUCCAGGUCACUCAAUCUCCUUAAAUAUGCAUGAAGGUUCUCGGCCGGGCUUCCAGAGAUUGUCCGCCAUCUCCAACCCUCCCCCUCUCAUCUCUACCAAGCAUCCUUCUGUUCUUGAAAGGCCCCUUGGCUCUAUUUCCCAGGGGGUGCCUAUCCAGCUCCACACUCCAUUCAGCUCUGAGCAUGCAAAAGUCCCCAUUGGCUCCAUCGGCAUGGGCCUUCCUCUGACUGUGGACCCCAAGAAGCUGGUGCCUUUCCCUGGAGUGAAGCAGGAGCAGCUCUCUCCUCGGAGCCAGGCGGGCCAACCAGAAAGCUUGGUCGUGCAGACAUCGCAGGAGAACUCCGUCCUUCGGGGGACGUCCCUGGGCUCGUUGUCGGGAGGCAGCAUCACGAAAGGCACCCCAAGCCCACGGCCACCAUCGGACUCUCCCAUCACGUAUCGAGGAUCCAUCACACACGGUACCCCAGCCGAAGUGCUGUACAAAGGAACCAUUACCAGGAUAAUCGGAGAAGACAGCCCCAGCAGAGCGGAGAAAGUGAGAGAGGACGCCUUGCCCAAAGGACACGUCAUUUACGAGGGGAAGAAGGGACAUGUCCUGACCUACGAUGGUGGUGCUGUUGCACAGUGUCCCAAAGAGAACAGCAGAAAUUCUGGAGCCCCACACGAGGCCAUGGGCAUCAAACGGACCUAUGACAUGAUGGAAGGGAGAGGAUCCCGGGGUUUAUCUGGGCGUGAGCUUCCAUCCGCUAGCAUCGAAGGUCUAAUGGGACGAGCCAUCCCACCCGACCGCCACAGUCCCCUCAAUUUGAAAGAACCGCAUCACAUCCGGGGCUCUAUCACGCAAGGAAUACCUCGAUCUUACGUGGAAGCCUCCGAGGACUACCUCAGAAGAGAAGCUAAGCAGCUCAAGAGGGAAAGCACACCUCCGAGGGACUUAUCCGAGGCCUACAAGGUCAGGCCUCAUGAGAGCUUUACCCCGUUGAAAAUGAAAGCAGUUCAUGAAGGCCUUGUUGCCACUGUGAAGGAAGCAGGAAGGUCAAUCCAUGAGAUUCCCAGGGAGGAGCUGAGGCGCACGCCUGACAUCUCUCUGAUGACGAGGCCUGUGAAGGAGGGCUCUAUUACCCAGGGUACCCCGCUGAAAUAUGACAGCAACGCUUCAGCAAGUGCCAAAAAGCAUGAUGUCCGUUCCAUUAUUGGAAGCCCGGGGAGGACUUUUCAUCCCCUGCAUUCCCUGGAUGUCAUGCAGGACCCAAGGACUCUGGAAAGAGCUUAUGGGGAGAGCUUAAAAAGUGCUUACGAGGAGAGUUUGAAAAGCAGGCCCAGCCCAGUGACAAACUCUGGUGGCUCAAUCACGAGAGGAGCCCCUGUGAUCGUGCCUGAGGCAGGGAAACCUCGCCACAGCCCUCUUGCCUAUGAGGACCACCAAGCAGCCCAUGGGACGGCUUUCAGCAGCCACUUGCACCGAGGGUCCCCAGUCUCCACGAGGGAGCCAAGCACCAGGCAGCAUGAAGGGAGCAUCGCUGCUGGAAAGCCUGUAUCCCAGGACAGAAAGAUCACCCCGACACCAAGAGAAAUGGCCAGCUCCAAGUCUCCUCAUGCUACCCUUGCAGACCACCACCCCCCCAUCUCUCCAUAUGAGCACCUGCUCCGGGGAGUGAGUGGUGUGGACUUGUACAGGGGACACAUUCCAUUGGCCUUUGACCCAGCAGCUAUUCCCAGAGGAAUCCCCCUGGAAGCAGCAGCCGCUUAUUACUUGCCAAGGCACCUCGCUCCUAGCCCUACAUACCCCCAUCUCUACCCACCAUACCUAAUCCGCGGUUACCCAGAUACAGCUGCCAUGGAGAACAGGCAGACCAUCAUCAACGACUACAUCACCUCCCAGCAGAUGCACCACAAUGCUGCGGCUGCCACUGCAAUGGCCCAGAGGGCAGACCUGCUACGUGGCCUGUCUCCGCGAGAGCCCUCGCUAGCCCUCAAUUAUGCAGCAGCAGGAAUAAUUGACCUGUCUCAAGUGCCACAUUUGCCUGUGCUUGUGCCCCCCACCCCGGGCACUUCUGCCGCCUCCAUUGACCGGAUCACAUACAUCCACAGUGCCCCCCAGGCUUUCACUAGCCGACAUAGCAGCUCUCCACUCUCCCCAGGAGGCCACACACACCUGACCAAGCAGACAGGACCUUCAGUUUCUGAACGGGAGCAAGAACGAGACCGUGAACGGGAGCGUGAGAAGGAACGCAAGAAGUCGGUCUUAGCAGCCACAACCACUGUUGAGCAUGCCCCCAUCUGGAGACCAGGCACAGACCAAAGCAGCAGUCGGCCGUCAGCACACUCUCACAAUCACAAGCACUCCCCUGUCUCACCCCGCACCCAGGAGAACAUCCAGCAACGCCCCAGCGUGUUGCAUAACACAAACAUGAAGAUGAUCCCUUCGGAGAACCUUGCCCCCUCAGUUCUGCGAUCCACCUCCUCUUCUGCCACCACCACAUCACCAGUUUGCUCCUCGGGAUAUUCCUCGGUAUCAUCACUGCGCAGCUCCGUAGGUGGGUUGGACAGCUAUACCUCUAUGAUGGAUCCUGCCCACAUGCAGAAGGAGGCCUCCAGAGCCCAAGAUGUCAAAGCGGAGCGCCCUCAAGCAGACAGCAACCUGUUCUCCUCCAAGCUGCCUGCUGGGGGCGGCUUGGAACAGUCGCCUUCACCUGUUAAAGCCAUGGAGCCCAGGCCUUUGUCCUCCUCUGGGCCAGGUCCAACCCACCUGUAUAGCAGAGGACAGGGGAAAAGCCACCCUCAGCACCACCCACCCCUGGACCAGUCGCUGCACGCAGUUUCGGCCAGUGAUCAGCCCAGUAGAGAAAAGAGUAAAACCUUUUCAGUACAGGAACAGGAGCUCCGAGCACUCGGUAAGACCACCAUGACAGCGGCCAGCUUCAUAGAUGUGAUUAUCAUGCGUCAAAUUUCUUGCGAUAAGGGGAAGCGAGAGAGAAGCUCGCUAAGUAACGACGCCAAUAGCGAUGGUUUCCAUGGAAGCUACAGCCCUGAUGGCAUCGAAGCAAUAAGUCCUGUGAGCUCACCCAGCACGCUCCAUGAGAAAGGGGCAAAGCCAUCCCAGGAUGCUGAGAAAGGGCGCGGGGCGGAGCAUGAGCCGCGGCUGAAGCAGCCAGGUUCUCUUAAACCUUCCGCAGCAGAAAUCUCACAAAUACAGCAGCUCCACCAGCUCCCUGAAGAUCGGCAGUCUCCAAGCCAGCCAUUCCAAGGGUCGCAGAGCGCCAAAGGCCACCAGCGGGUCGUCACGUUGGCUCAGCAUAUCAAUGAGGUUAUCACCCAAGACUAUACGCGCCAUCAUCCCCAGCAGCUUAACUCCCACAUCCAGACCCCUAUGUACCCUUUCCCAGGGUCUGUGCUGGAUCUUCGGCGAACUCCUAGUGAGGCUUACAUGCAGCAGCAGCAGCAGCAGCAGCAGCAAAUGGAGCACAUUACAGCUUCAAGAAUCUCCCCCGAAAGUGAAGAAAGCAAGAGGUCUCCCGAACAGAUCAGAACACCUGCUGCUCCAAACAACUGCAUAGAGCCCGUCUCUCCACCAGAUGGGGUGGGAGAAGCCGAUCACGUGCGAAAUGCCACAUAUCCCAUCCUGUAUCGAGAAGGGGAACAGCUGGAGCAGAGGAUGGGCUCCAAAUCUCCAGGAAACAACGUGCAACCACCAGCCUUCUUCAGCAAACUGACAGAGAGCAAUUCUGCUAUGGUGAAGUCCAAGAAGCAAGAGAUAAUCAAGAAACUGAGCACAAACAGCAGGAGCGAGGCAGAGUACAAUGUCGGGCAACCUGGAACAGAGAUCUUCAACAUGCCGGCCAUUACUGGAACAGGGUUAAUCAGUUGUAGGAGCCAGUCGGUCCAAGAAAACUCCAGUACCAACAUGGGGUUGGAGGCAAUUAUUAGGAAGGCCCUAAUGGGUAAAUAUGACGAGCAGUGGGACGAGCGCUCUCCUCUCAGUGCCAAUGCUUUUAACCCUCUGAAUGCCAGUGCAAGCUUGCCCGCUGCUAUGCCUGUAACCACUGCUGACGGACGGAUGGACGACAUGCCCUCCUCCUUGCCAGGAGGAGGGAAGCCAAAGAUUGCUGCCAGAGCCAACAGCCGCAAGGCCAAGUCGCCAGGACCAGGCCUGUCCUCCUCUGAGAGGCCACCAUCUGUGUCAUCUGUUCAUUCAGAGGGAGACUGUAACAGAAGGACACCUCUCACCAACCGCGUCUGGGAGGACAGGCCGUCAUCCGCAGGUUCAACGCCAUUUCCAUACAACCCACUGACAAUGAGGCUUCCCACGGGCCUGGUGGCAGCUGCCCCUCCACCGCCUGCCUCCGUUCCGCAGGGCAACCCCAACAGCCAACACCACGGCUGGGAGGAGGAGCCCAAGCCGCUGCUCGUCUCACAGUAUGAGACCCUCUCAGACAGUGAAUGAGAAGGGAGAAGAGGAAGCGAGAUGGAGAAAAAGCCCAGCAACAAAUGGACAGAUAUUGAUAGGUUGGCUGUUGAGUUAGCCCAAGGGCUUGGGGAUUGUGGUUGGCUGUCGCAGAGUGCAGCUGUCCUAGCCCAGGCGCAGGAGCAGCACUGUUCCAGUCAGCUGAUAUCAUUUGUCACAUCUGGAAGGGGAGUUGGGAAAAAAAUCUCUUCAGUUUUAAAGCCUUAAAAAAAAACCAAGCAAAUGGAACCCAUCCCAAUCCUCUCUCCCAAUUUGGUGCUGAUACCUUGAGCCAUUGCAGCAAGAAAUUAAACCAAGCUAAUAGGGGGGGGCAGCAGUGGGGAGCCCUGAAAGCUGCCCCAAGGGACUGUAACCAGUCGCUGAAUCUCGGUUCCUAACACUCAGGGGAUUCUAAUUCUGUCCUUCAGCCCAGAUGAGAGAGGGGGAACGGGGGGCCCAUUGGGAGAAGGUGGUGUGUGCUGCUUGCGUAUUCCCACCUCUGUGACCCAUCUUUCCUCUGCACACUGUAGUGGCCUGUUAAUCCAGUACUUGAAAAUAGGAUUCAUUCAGCUGCCCCUUCCUUCAACCUGCCUCUUUUUUUUACCUUCACGAGGGGUUUCACCCAUGGAGUCGCAUGUUGGUCGUGUGGGGAGACAAAUCAGAGCGGCCCUCUGGAAGAAAGUGUUGGUUUCUUCUCUUUCUCACAGUUAAAUAAGGUUGUUUUAUCUGCACCCAUAGAGAUGUAUGGAGGGGAGGGAGCUUCACCUGACCUUUCAACAAAAAGAGAUUCAGGCAGUAAUGCUCUGGAUGCAGGAGCCAGAGGACAAGCCAAAAAGGGAAAAGAAAAGGAAUUUGGAGAAAGGAAUGCUGGGUUUGCAUUGUAAUUGGAACGGAUUCCUCUAUAUUGGCAUUAGCUGCAGAUAGAGGGGGGUGGGAAUGGGAGAAGCAGCUGUUUUGAAUAUGUCGUUUCUUCAAAACAAUGCUGUGCAUAUGGUCUACAGGGUAUAUUUUUGAUACCUUUGGCAAAUGAUGUGUUUGCGCAAGGAAGGACGUUAAAAACAGUGUUAUAUGCUGCUUUUCGGUCUCUGCUCCUGUACAAAGAGGAUUUCUAUGUUGCAUGCCAGCUUUUGAUGGGUUUGUCCAUUGUAUGGAACUGUCAAGAGGUAACAAUGUUCCAACAAAAUGGUUCUGUAAUUCAGUAGAAUGUAUUAACUUAGUUUUUUUUUAAAAAAAGAAAAAGAAAAUGAAGAAGUAUAUAUAUAAUAUAUAUAUAUAAAUAUAUAGUCACAACUGUAGGGCCCUUACUUGCAUAGUUAACACUCCAGCAUGGAGAUAACAUGAACACUUUUCAAGUGAGAUUUGUCUCUUUUGGGAGCAGUGAGAGAGGCCAAGACCCUCACAGGAAGUUUACAUGUUUUUGGUGACUCGCCCACAGUGUUCUGUUUUUCCAUAUUUGUGGGUGUUUGCUUCUCCCCCAAUCAUAACACUUAGACUUCAUUUUUCAUCAUAUAUAUUCUCCUUUUUUCACACAUCAUUUUCAGUCUGUACCCUAGAGGGAGCAGAUCUGGGCAUAGCUGCCAAGUUAUCCCUUUUUUAAAGGGAAAUUCCUUAUGCUUAAUAGGCUUCCUUGCGAGAAAAGGGAAAACUUGGCAGCUAUGGAUCUGGGGAACAGUUUCUCUGCAGGAACAGACAAGAGUCAUGUUUUCAUAAGCUGAGUAUUUUGACACAGCAUCCAGGGAACAGCAACAUCACAGCACCAGAGGUUUUGUACUGUGUGAGUUUGUUUCUACAGUGAGAUUUGCUAUUUUGUUUUCCUUCUCACCCAUCUUUCUCCCACACAUCAUCCAGUUCUGAUGAUAAAAUUGUUGCUUGCUAAACUAGUUAAAGACACACAAAAAUGUGGAGGUUCUGUGCAAGAACAUCUACUGAGAGAAUCCAUCUCAUUAUCCUGUAAGCCUCUGCUCCUAAAACACUUGUCCCCAGCAGAGCUACAGUUCUUUCAGAAUGACACUGAGCUGCCUCCAUUUUCAUGCCCUGCAGGGCUUUGCUGGUUGCUAAAGGAUUGCAAAACCAAAAAUCCCCAGCACAGGUGUUUGGUACAGAUCUACCACCAUGCAAACUGCUCUGAAGAAAAGGGCCAGGACAUUGACCAGGUUAAAAGGCAGGGCAGAGGAGGAAUUAUAGAGCAAUGCAUGGCAUACCUUUCCAAGUGCUGCUUCUUCUUAGCUCAGCUCAAGUUGCAUAUGGAUUGCAGGAGAUUAAAACAGCACAACCACCCUUUCAAAAGACUGCUUUGUGAACAUGUACCCAAAUUAGACUCUGAAAUCCCGGGUCAGGAGAACCCAACUUAGGCCCACCACAAGAAAGCGAGUAGAAGCUGCCUUGGGCUUCUAUCAGGGCCCUUCCCUUAAUGCCCAACCCUUCCUUCUAGAGGCCCACCUGAGGAUACUUUUCUCACUGGACAGGAAAUAGUGCUGUGCAUUCCCACACACAGAGACACUAUUCUGUAUAUUGUACUUACUCUGUCUGCAUAGACAGUGAAACAAUUUGCUCAUCAGCUUAUGGGAAAUGUCAUAACCCAGAACCGAGCCACAGUUGUGUUAGUGACAAAACAACCACCAAACCAGUACUUUGUGCCUGCAUGCUGUUUUGUGUCACUUCAUCCAACUUGCAUUGUUUUAUCAUUGUUUUAUACACCACCUUUGUGUGUUCUUAGCAGAAAAGUGGUUAAUGAGUUUUAUACUGAAAUAUACUUAGCCGCAUGUGCCUAAGACCAUUCUUGCAAGAAUGCCAGCGAUACGUGCUUCUUCAGUCCUAGCAAGAGGCAAGACCUGAAGUUUUGCCACUUUGGGGUUCGUCAAUGAAUGCCGCUUAAAAUGCUGGCUCUGCCACAAGAGCUACAGUUCACAGCAGUGAAACCUUUAAACCUUUCCCAGUGACAGAAGGCCCACUCCCUCCACUCUGACAAGGAAAGGGGUGCCCCCUACUAGCAUGACUGGAUGCUGAUUGUGCAGCGUGGGGCCAAAUAGCUUGCGGAGAGGUGAGACUUAGCUGGGAUUACACCGUGUCAGCAGUAGCCUGUUGACACAGAUAGAGUUUCUGCCAGUGACUGUUCUGCAGUGUUGACUGUCAAUCUUAACACGAAAGCAUCUCUCCUGCCAUCAGUUCAUUUAGGCCAAGUCAGUAACUCUUACACAAUCAUCCUAAUUUGCAAUCAAAUAAUAACUGGAAAAUAGAGCAUGUUUUGCUCAACAAACCCAGUGAUAGACGAAGCAGCAUUUAUUGUGUUUAUUGGACACUGGCAAUAUAAGUUUACCUGCACAGCUUCCCUCUCCUUCGUCCCUGUCACUUCCAGCCACUGAUUUUAUUAUCUUGGGGGUGGCCUCAUACAUAAAGUUGUUACCUAUGCAAAGAUAAUCCCUGUGGAGUCCUUGUGCAGGGAGAAUGUUUAUUUUACCACAAGCACAUAAAUCAGAAAGCCAGUCUGCUUGGCUUGUGCUUGUGUUGCUUCUUACAUCAUGGUAUACAUUCUUCUCCCUACACUCAGAUUAUCUCCAUGUAGGAAAAAUAUUGUGCAGGGUAGGUCUAAGGUUCUUUGUGCUUUAACCAAUAUUUACCCUGUUUUUUUAAAAAUAUACAUAUUUAUAUCACUGGUCCAAAUUCCCUUGGUUGUUUUUUUAAAAGUGACAUACACAGACUUGCUGCCCACAAAAUUUUUGUCUUACUCAUCACAGAACCAUUUGCACAGAUCAGAUAGGAUUUGCUCAUAGCUAACGAGGUUAUUUUAUUGUUGUUGUUAGACCAUGUUGAAUUUGUGCCGCUUCACGUAGCCUUUCCUUGACCGACACGUUCACCAUUUUGGAACAUCAUCUCUUGCCACUGCUUGCAAGUUGAGGUCAUGUGUACAUUCCACUAAGGGAUUUAGGAAUAGCCCCUCCUCCCUUCCAAAAGUUUAUUCCCACAUUACCAGACAUUGUACAUUCUCUGUACAUGUGUGUGUGUAUAUAUUUAUAUAUAUAUAUAUACUCUUGGGUUCUGUGUAUACAUAUUAUUCCAUUUGCGUGUGCAUGUAUAAGAAAUACAUACACACACAUUUUCUUUGUGCCUGAAUCAGUGGCCUGGCACAUAUCCAUGUGUGUACUUGCACGCACAAGCCAGAUCUCGGUAAAACCUAACUCACUACAAUUCAACCAAAUGCAGACGAGCAUCGUCCCCACUGACUGUUAGCUCUGCGUAAGGUGAGCACCGAGCACUGUGUGUUAGCUUCAAAGGAAAGCCAUCCUUCAUAAACAACUGUCUGCAUAAUAUGUGUCGGUUUUAGUGACAUAUAGAUCUCUGUUGUGCUACCUGGCUAUGAUUUUUUUUAUUAAUUGUGCAAUCAAGAAAACAAGGAAGUUAUGUUAAACUAUUAAAGUUUGAAGUGUUACCAACUUUGUAAUUUGUACAAACACAUAAAAACAAAAAACAAAAAGAGAUUAAAAGGACAAUUUUAUUGUUUGAAAUGUACAAGGGGGAGGGUGGGAAAAGAAAUCUAUCUUUUGUACAACCAAAUUGUGCAUAGUUGUUUUAAAGCAAGUUGUAUGAUAGAAUGGACUGUAUAUAGAAACUGCUAAGUUGUAAAUAUUUAUGCAGCUUGCUCGAAAAGGUUGGGUUUUUUUUUCUUCUACUGAAAGUGAAGUUUUUGUUCACUGUUGUUAUUUUGGUUUUUUGCUCUACAUGCCCACUAAGCAAGCACUGUGGGUUUGCAGUGUCAGAGCACUGCCUUACUGUUUAAAUAAAAAAGAGAGAGGGGAGAAGCUUAUUGCCAGCAAAA
Messenger RNA from Zootoca vivipara (common lizard), 13687 nucleotides. RefSeq names its product nuclear receptor corepressor 2 (gene NCOR2). NCBI's taxonomy places the organism in Eukaryota, Metazoa, Chordata, Lepidosauria, Squamata, Lacertidae. Gene Ontology annotation, molecular function: transcription corepressor activity. The record is from RefSeq and is a predicted model, not a curated record. Gene Ontology annotation, biological process: negative regulation of transcription by RNA polymerase II. Gene Ontology annotation, cellular component: chromatin.